Molecule: messenger RNA, 1388 nt
Organism: Coffea arabica (coffee)
Lineage: Eukaryota; Viridiplantae; Streptophyta; Magnoliopsida; Gentianales; Rubiaceae
Source: RefSeq, a predicted model, not a curated record
UUCAUGCAUCAAAUUUGAUCCCAUCUGCAAUGGCCUUUGCUUGAUCAGCAAUAUUAUGCAAAUAUGCAACUUUUCUUCUCACAAAUUUCUUUUCUUGGUGAAGAUCCUGCUAUGUCUUGAAGUUUUAAUUUCUAUAUUAUGUACUUCAAGAGCUGUUUAAAUCCCAUGCACAAAUCAUAAUUUGGUAGAAACAUGCUAAAUCCUAUGUUUAAAUCCUGCUAUGUUGUGUUCCUUUCUUGGUCAAGACAAAUUUCUAUGAGGUGACAGAGUUGCUAUUUUUAUGCUCACAUGAUCACUUUUGUUACAAAUUUGACAAGGAUUUGCAAUGAACUCCAAUAAUAACGGUUCAGGUGCAUAUUCUUUGCUUAGCGACAGACAGGGAGCAAGAAUACUGAAUGCUUCAGAUGAAGUCAAACUUAGCCAUAAUUUAGAGCUAUUCAGCGAGAGCUACAGUACUACAACUUAUGGUAUUUCAAAGUUAAAUGAGUGGCAUGCAUCAUCUGUAUGUUCAAAUGCACAUGGGGGAAGUGAUUAUAAACUGAGGGCGUCCUGUUGCAGACAUCAGCCUACAAAGUACCAGGAGUUCACAAUGUUCUUAAUUCACUUGCGAUAUAUGCAGCCUGAGAAACCAAGGUCCAAUCUUUGGAAUGUUACUGGUAGAGAUCUGGCAGCGUCAAUUGUUGGUUUAUCAGCUGAAUUCAUCCUUUCCCUGACAGAUGUGGUCAAGAGGUUGCUGGUCUCAAUAAACGCUGAUCCUGAUCGUGAUGUAGUUAUCCUGACAUUAGGAGCAGGAGAUGUUGCUGCAGUGGGCCGAAAACUGCUCCACGAGCUGUAACGAUUAAGCAAAUGAUGAUGGAAUAUGCGCGCGCUUUGGAAGAGAAUGCGACAAAAGAGAUUUUUUUUUGGAAAAAAAGUGAUUCUUGGCAACUGCAAUUGCAAGAUACGGCAGCGCAAUAUGUCACCUAUGGCAAGCGGAUGAGUUCGCAAGGAAGUCAGUUUCCUAGGUGGAGAGGCCGGAUGAUAGCAUCAACAGAACCAAGUGCAAAGAUCACUGGGAACGAUUCUGCAGUUGAAAAGAAAAACUUUUCAAGCAGAAAUUAAUUUAAGGAUAAAGGAAGGCCAUGGAACAUUAUGGUUUCCAGUUUUCCAGCUCAUCGAGACUACAGGUUUAUCCGCCUUCUUUGCCCAAGUAAAGUGCACAUUGGCCGCAAAAAAGAUAGAAGGGGCCAAAAACAGGCAUUUACAUGUUUAUAGCCAUAAGUGCUAGGAUAAUUUAUGUAGAUGUACAAUAAUUCACGCUAUUACUUGACGCUUGUGUGUAAUUAGUACUUCUAAGGUAAAUUUGUGAUUGGGCUCAAUUUCAGAGGUUCUCUAGUUUUGAUUGCAAA